This is a messenger RNA of Eimeria tenella, 1215 nucleotides long. Its product is annotated as putative ACR, YagE family COG1723 domain-containing protein, putative. The coding region runs from base 1 to 1215 and encodes 404 amino acids. Lineage: Eukaryota; Apicomplexa; Conoidasida; Eucoccidiorida; Eimeriidae. The record is from RefSeq and is a predicted model, not a curated record. The transcript is spliced from 11 exons.
AUGCAGCCCUUAAGAGACAUGGAGCCCUCAGGGCAUUAUCAGCAGAUAACUGAGCCUCCCCAGGUCUCCGUGAAGACUCAGGUGGACAUCCCUCCAGACAGUGACCCUGACUUUUCUUCGGCGCACCACGCCAUGGUGCCCACGCAGCAACGCAAACCCAUACGCAGCACAAAGAAGAGAGCCGACAUUCAGGCUUCUAUCAGGGAGAGAGCAGACCGACCCACGCCCGCAGGAUGUGUCUGGGCUGUCUGCAUAGGCGCUGAAGUCCUCUUCACCGAGAUUUUAAAGGCUGUGAAGAGGCCCGAUAUUAUUCGCCCAAAGUUUCUCAAGGUGGAGAACACGUACAGCGAAGUUCUCUUCUGCAAGUGCUUCGUUAAGAGAAAGACCGUCUUUGUCUUUAGAUUCGGUAUGAUGAAUACGCAGAAGAAGGAACCCACGUCUGCAGCAGCAGCAACAGCAGCAGCCACAGUGGCUACAGAGUCAGCAAGGUGCUGUACUGGAAACAACAGCAAGCUAAUUUGUGUCCUCGCGUUUGCCUGCCAAUUUGUCCGUCUGAUUCCAGGUUGCAUCGUUGCAUGGGAUAUAGACGUAGAGGAACAGAAGGCGUUAGUGGCCUUCAUGCAGCCUUACCUCAAAGAGCCGCUGGGCGCAAACAAAGAAGACGACACAAUGACGUAUGUGUGGAGCGACAGAGCAACAAUAAAGGGAGACAACAUCCACCUUGUCACCACGAACGUGUUUGAAUGUUUAGCCUACUCCUACGCAUUCGCACAGAGUGUAAAGCUAGCCUUCUUUGAGACGCUGGUGGACGCCGAUAUCGAACGGACCAAAAUGAUACCGGAGAGUCUGGCGCGUACUGGCAAUAUUCAGUCAACCCGUGAGGACAUAGGGCGUCGUAUUGGGGAAUUGUUUGUCAAUCGAUUCUACAUAAACCUUCAUACGGAUAUUCUGGAUACGCCAGACAUAUUCUGGGACAACGAUGACUUUGCCGACCACUAUGAUCACUGCAGGCGUUACUUAGAGAUACCAAAACGAGUUGAGAUUCUUAAUCAGAGGCUUGACAUUAUUAAGGAUCUAUACGACAUGCUGAACAACGAGUUGACCAUUCAACACGGGUACAAGCUGGAGUGGAUCGUGAUAUACUUAAUUUGCAUAGAGGUGCUUAUUGAGGUGGUUUGGAACAUAUUGAUUAAAGAUGUAUUGAAAUGGGUGUAA